Molecule: messenger RNA, 1387 nt
Organism: Tupaia belangeri chinensis (Chinese tree shrew)
Lineage: Eukaryota; Metazoa; Chordata; Mammalia; Scandentia; Tupaiidae
Gene: TIMM17A
Product: translocase of inner mitochondrial membrane 17A
Exons: 6
Coding region: 74-589 (171 amino acids)
Biological process (GO): protein import into mitochondrial matrix
Cellular component (GO): TIM23 mitochondrial import inner membrane translocase complex
Molecular function (GO): transmembrane protein transporter activity
Source: RefSeq, a predicted model, not a curated record
CCGGGAUCACUUCCGUCGCUGGGGUCAGGCUCCGCCCAGCCUGCCCGGCAUCGCUCGCGCCGCUGGAGCCAAGAUGGAGGAAUACGCGCGAGAGCCCUGCCCCUGGCGAAUUGUGGACGACUGUGGAGGGGCUUUUACGAUGGGUACCAUAGGUGGUGGUAUCUUUCAAGCAAUCAAAGGUUUUCGCAAUUCUCCAAUGGGAGUAAACCACAGACUUCGAGGGAGCUUGACAGCUAUUAAAACAAGAGCUCCACAGUUGGGAGGUAGCUUUGCAGUUUGGGGAGGUCUGUUUUCCAUGAUUGACUGUAGCAUGGUUCAAGUCAGAGGAAAAGAAGAUCCAUGGAACUCCAUCACAAGUGGUGCCUUAACAGGAGCCAUUCUGGCAGCAAGAAAUGGACCAGUGGCCAUGGUUGGGUCAGCUGCAAUGGGUGGCAUUCUUUUAGCUUUAAUUGAAGGAGCUGGUAUCCUGUUGACAAGGUUUGCCUCUGCACAGUUUCCCAAUGGUCCUCAGUUUGCUGAAGACCCUUCCCAGUUGUCUUCAACCCAGUUACCAUCCUCACCUUUCGGAGACUAUCGACAAUAUCAGUAGGACUUCUUUCCCAGAAUUUCUUCAAUGGAAUGAGCUCUAGUUCAAGAUGGAUCUCAGAAAGUCAAGUUACAGUCUGUUUUUAAAACCAUAGGUGGGACAACUGCCGCCAAAUAGGCUAUGAAGAGACAUUUAGCAACUUUUUCUAUUUAACAGAACAUGGGGGGGUUAAAAGAUAAUGCAUUUAUUUAUUCACACUUGGAUUGCAUUUGUGAUCAGAAUAAAUGUCUAAUAUCAUUAAAAGAAACUAUUAUAAGUUCUUAGAAGAUGAAGGACCAAAGGGCAAAAAUAACAGUGAAACAUGACCGUUUCCUUGGGGGUGGCUUGGCCUGGUUCUGUGUGUUCUGUGAUUUAAACAAUAAAAAGCCCCUGGAACUUACCCUUUCCGUUAAGAUCGGUUGUAGAGUUGUACUUGCACACUUACAUACUUGAAAUAAUGCAUGUUUUAAGGUCAGUCCCUCAGCUCACAUGAAGUGAAUUAUGUAUGACAAUUGUGUGGCGUUGACAGGGAUCAUGUCACAGUGCAGUGCUGUAUGGGUUGAAGAGUGUGGUAAAACAUUUGUCCUUUACUUUGAAAGUAAAGUGUGCUAUAUCUUGGUUUCAGAGAUGCUGGAUGCAAAAUUCUCUUACCUUUACAGCUAUUAUAUCUUGAUUCCUGAUCAUCAGAAACCUUACUAGGAACAACUUGCUUCCAAUAUACCCAGUUCUAUGUGAAAAGCAUUCAUGAAGGGUACAGUCAGACUGGAAAAGUUUGGUGUUUAUUAUGUGCUUGAAAAUAAAACGUAUGCUGUUUUUAAUGUG